UUCUGGGCAUCCGCGACUGAGUACUUCCUUUAACAAGAUGGCGGCAGGAAGCAAUGGCGAUGGUGCCAGACGCUGCUCGAAAAGCAAUGCUGAUUCUGGCUUCCUGGGCCUGCGACCCACGUCGGUGGACCCGGCGCUGAGGCGGCGACGGCGGGGCCCAAGAAAUAAGAAGCGGGGCUGGCGGCGACUCGCUCAGGAGCCGCUGGGGCUGGAAGUUGAUCAGUUCCUGGAGGACGUGCGGCUACAGGAGCGCACGACCGGUGGCUUAGUGUCAGAGGCCCCUGAUGAAAAACUGUUCUUCGUGGACACUGGUUCCAAGGAGAAAGAGCGGAAAAGGAAGAAGACUCGGGUCCAGAAGAAAUCGCUGCUCCUCCAGAAACCCCUGCGGGUAGACCUUGUCCUUGAGAACACAUCCAAGAUCCCUGCCCCCAAAGACAUCCUCGCUCACCAGGUCCCCAAUGCCAAGAAACUCCGGCGGAAGGAGCAGCUAUGGGAGAAGCUGGCAAAGCAGGGCGAGCUGCCCCGGGAUGUGCGCAGGGCCCAGGCCCGGCUUCUCAACCCUCCUGUGGCCAAGACCAAGCCUGGGCCCGAGGACACCAUCCAGCGGCCCUUCUAUGACCUCUGGGCCCCGGACAACCCUCUGGACAAGCCGCUGGAGGGCCAGGACGCCUUCUUCCUGGAGCAGACCAAGAAGAAGGGAGUGAGGCGACCACCUCGUCUCCACAUCAAACCCUCCCCGGCACCUGCUGUGGAGGUGACACCUGCAGGAGCCUCCUACAACCCGACCUUCGAGGACCACCAGGCCCUGCUCUUGGCUGCCCAUGAAGUGGAGCUGCAGCGUGAGAAAGAGGCUGGAAAGCUGGAGCGCAGGCUGGCCCUGCCCGCCACAGAGCAGGUGGCCACCCAGGCGUCCACCUUCCGGGAGCUGUGCGAGGGGCUGCUGGAGGAGUCUGACGGGGAGGCCGAGCAGGACACGGGUGAGGAGCCGGAGGCCGGAGGCACCGAGACCUCGCAGGCACCUGGCCGCCUGCCCUCCGUGGAGAAGAAAACAGAGCAGCAGCGGCGGCGGGAGAAGGCCGCGCGGAGGCUGAGGGUGCAGCAGGUGGCACUGCGAGCUGCCCGGCUCAGGCACCAGGAGCUCUUCAGGCUGCGUGGGAUCAAGGCACAGGUGGCCCAGCGGCUGGCAGAGCUGGCAAGGCGACGGGAGCAGCGGCGGAUUCGGCGGCUGGCUGAGGCGGACAAGCCCCGCAGGCUGGGGCGGCUCAAGUACCAGGCUCCUGACAUUGACGUGCAGCUCAGCGAUGAACUGUCCGGCUCACUCAGGACCCUCAAGCCCGAGGGCCACAUCCUGCGUGACCGCUUCAAGAGCUUCCAGAGGAGGAACAUGAUCGAGCCUCGGGAGCGGGCCAAGUUCAAGCGCAAGUACAAAGUGAAGCUGGUGGAGAAGCGGGCGUUCCGCGAGAUCCAGUUAUAGCGGCUGAUGCCAGCGCCCUGCUCCUCAGUGAAGCACCUCUGAGCCACACGUGCCCACCUGUCUGUGAUCCCAGUGGCUCAGGAGGCUGAGCAGGAGGAUCUCAAGUUCUAAGCCAGCCUCAGCAACUUAGCAAGACUGUCUCAAAAAAAUAAAGAGCUGGGGAUGCUGCUCAGUGGUAAAGCAGGUUCAGGCCCCAGUCGUGAAGAAAAUAAAGCCUCUCCAACCGCCCCAGGGCUGCAUGGCUUUCCUCCGCCACUGAGCUCCCCUCCCUGCAGUCUCUGUACAUCUUCUACCCCCACCCCCAUGCACGGGGGUUGGGUCCCUAGUGUUAAUUUCCACCAAAGCCUGGUGCAGACCCAGACUCUGUCAGGCCAUCAGCCAUUGGAGAACAUGCGAAGCCUCAGACAGACCGCCACAUGUGGCUGGUGGCAGACACAAGCCCAGCACCAGAGAAAACUGGAGGUGGGAGGUAAGGGGCAGGCUAAGCUGCAGGUCUGGCUGGCACUGCGGGUGGCCACUCCUGCUGUGCUGAGCUAGGGCCUGUGCUCUGAGGUGCUCAGCUGCUGUUGUGGAGGGGGAGGCUGAGCCCCUGUGCUCUUGCGGGGAAGGUGGUACCAGGGAUUGAACUCAGGGGCACUUGACCACUGAGCCACAUCCCCAACCCAAUUUUUGUAUUUAUGGUCUCAGUUAGUUGCUUCGCGUCUGGCUCUUGCUGAGGCUGGCUUUGAACUCUCGAUCCUCCUGUCUCAGCCUCCUGAGCUGAUGGGCUCUGCGCUGUUCUUGAACAGGUAGAUUCACAUAGUGAAGCGUCACUGCUGCUGGUUAAGGGACUACAAGCAUUUCCAUUUCAUAGGUGAAGAGAUGGACACAUCACAGCAGCUAAAUUAUGGAGCCAACCCAGGUAGCUGUCGGUAGAUGAGUGGAUCAAGGGGAUGUGUGCAUGUACACAGUAGAGUAUUGCUCAGCCAUGAAGAAUGAAACUGGCAUUUGCCAGGACAGUGCCAAGUCAAGGGCCAGAUGUCUUCUCACGUGGAGGCAAAGCAAACGGGUGGUCAGUGAGGUGGAGUGGGG
Urocitellus parryii (Arctic ground squirrel) is the source of this 2545-nucleotide messenger RNA. RefSeq names its product NOP53 ribosome biogenesis factor (gene Nop53). NCBI's taxonomy places the organism in Eukaryota, Metazoa, Chordata, Mammalia, Rodentia, Sciuridae. Gene Ontology annotation, biological process: ribosomal large subunit assembly; rRNA processing. The record is from RefSeq and is a predicted model, not a curated record. Gene Ontology annotation, molecular function: 5S rRNA binding. Gene Ontology annotation, cellular component: nucleolus.